Saccoglossus kowalevskii is the source of this 1179-nucleotide messenger RNA. RefSeq names its product carbohydrate sulfotransferase 1-like. Gene Ontology annotation, molecular function: N-acetylglucosamine 6-O-sulfotransferase activity. Gene Ontology annotation, biological process: sulfur compound metabolic process; N-acetylglucosamine metabolic process. NCBI's taxonomy places the organism in Eukaryota, Metazoa, Hemichordata, Enteropneusta, Harrimaniidae. The record is from RefSeq and is a predicted model, not a curated record.
AUGCCAACGGCUGCAGCCAUUGGCUGGUCGCAUGGUCGCCACGCCUUGGAGUUUGUAAGAUUUGUGGUUUCAGAUAUCAGCAAGGAUGAAGAACAUUGUGAUUGUUAUUUGCACUGCUCUUAUGUUUCUCUCAACAUCAUAUUGUACCAUGGUUACCAUAUUAGCAAUGUUAACAAUGUUCAGCACUCCAUUCCGACUAGAACGCAGGUGACCGUGACGAUAACGAAACCAGAUUCUGGGCACACACAGAGCCGUCUUCGAGUCGUACUUGUCGCAGCCUUUCGCACGGGUUCAACUUUUACUGGACAACUAUUGAACCAGGAUCCAAGAAUGUUUUAUUUGUUUGAACCAUUCAGAGUUGUUUCAGAUAUGAUAAAAAACGGAGACAUUGACAAAAGCUUGGAAAAUUCGACCAAAUUUGAACUGAUAGAAAACAUUUUCAACUGUCGAUUCCCCGCGUAUUUUGUUCACCAUAUUCGAAGAUGGGGGUUAGCUGCACAUGAGAGCAACUCUCUAAAAGGUGUUUGCAAUCAGUAUGGAGGUUGCAAAAACACCACACCCGAGAAAUUGUCGGAAAGCUGUACAAUGUAUGAACAUAUCGGGGUUAAAGUCAUACGCCUGGAAUCUCUGCAAUUGUUAGAACCUUUGGUAAGAUAUGACACGAAUUUGAAAGUUCUACAUCUCGUUCGUGAUCCACGUGGGGUUGUUAGUUCCAGAAAGUAUAUGUACAAGAACGCUAACAACAGGUCCAUCAAUACUAUGGGACAUUUGAGAGCAGAUUUGAAAGCGUAUUGUCAACGCAUGGUAGAAAUGUUAAGGGUUGUCUCUGAUCCGCCAGAGUGGUUAGAAGGCCGGUAUAAGAUUCUCCGUUACGAGGACACAGCAACAGAUCCAAUUAACUCGGUAAAAAGUAUAUAUAAAUUUCUCAAUCUGCCCUUACCCGAGAAUGUCACUGACUGGAUCGAUAAUAACACGAAGGAAGAUCACAAUGUUAAGUCAGUGAUGGGUACAAAAAAGAAUUCAACUGCCGCAGCGCAAUCUUGGCGCAGCAGACUCAUAUACGAUGAUGUUAACAUUGUACAGCAUUUGUCCCCGUGUCUUGAACUUAUGGAUUUGAUGGGAUAUAAAAGAAUGGACAGCCAGAGUCACAUGAGGAAUUUAUCAUAUCGGUCAUUUUAG